GAACGCAACUCCCUUUGUAACACACCCUCCAGUACAAUACUUAUAAUCGCGAAGCAUUUAGCUAAAGUUUAUCGUUCGAGGUAUUCGUCCUAUCUGUUUGUCACUUAAGGCUGUUCGUUUACUCUUUGUGGUAACUUAUAUUUAGCGCUAUGGAAUCUGGAGGUAAAUUGGGCAAAUUAAAAGCAAAAUUAGCUGAAAUAUCUAACCAAAUUGACGAGGCAGAUUCGCGAAAAGCUGAAGCUAAAGCAAGCUUAAUAGAAGCUUCUUCAAGACUCGAAAAGGGAGAAAGUGAGGUUGCCAGCAUUGAACGUCGCAUUCAACUUUUAGAAAAAGAUUUAAGUGAUGUUAAUGCUAGAUGUGAUGCAUCAGAUGAAAAGCUGAACGAUGUUACUGACACAGGAACUUCAAUCGAGGAAGCUCGUAGACAACUUGAAGAGAACGAAACAGCUGGUGAUGAAAGGAUCCAACAGCUAGAGGAGGAGGUGAAAGAAACAAAGCGAAGUCUUGAAGAGAACCAAACAAAAUUAACUGAAGCAGAGCGAAAACUGGUUGUUGUAAAUCGUGACAUAGAACGAACACAAGCGAAAGCCGAAGCGUUGGAGAAACGAGUUUCUGUCCUAACUGACACAAUAGACAACGCAAAAACUAGUCUUGCAGUUCUGGAAGAACGAGAAAACGAUUCAAGUUCAAAAGAAGAGCGAAAUGCAGAAGAGCUGCUUCUCCUAGAAGGUCAAUUCAAGGAAGCUGAGGUACGUGCCGAAGCUGCCGAACGAAAUUGCACAGUUUUGGAAAGAAAUAUCAGUGAAGCAACGGCUGAGAUAAACAGUUGGAAGGCGAAGAUUCAGGAAAUUGAAAAAGAAAUGGAAGAGAUGGAUGACAUCGAUUCUGACAUUGAAUAAAUAAUUUCCUACAAUUUUCAUUUUAUUGGAGGGGACUUAUUGGGACUUUUUAACGUUUUCUUUCAAUAUCAACACCAAAAGUGAACAUUUAAAGAUAAAAUGAUUCACAAGACAGCUUUUGCUUAUUCCAACAUCCUCCGCGUACACAUGUGACUAUAAAACUCUGGUUUCUUGUAUUAUAGUGUUAUUUAUUUUUCUUACAACAAAAUUUCUAUAGUGUAAAUUUUGUUUCAUAAACAACCUGGCUUAAUAGCAAAGCUCUCUCAGAGCAAGUAAAAUUCUCUAAGUUCGUCCAAGGAGUCCUGUUUUAUGUAUUUUGUUUGAAUCUUGCUCCGUUACCUUGGGGUAUCCUUGUAAAAUUAAGAAUUUAGAUGUUUUUAUAGAAAAUUUUCAACUACUUUGUAACUAUUGUUAAUUGUUUCAACAAUGCAAAAAAAAUUAUCACAUCACUAUUGUGUUCGAUAAAAGAAUUACCACUGAGGUGUUGGCUUGUGUGUUUAAAAGUUAAAAAAAACCUUUAACAUGUAUUUAAUCUACGUUUGCAAAAAAGUGUGUGCUAUAUUUAUGCAGUUUUAGUCUUUAUUGGGCCAGUUGUAGGUCUUUUUGUGGUCCAAUGUGCACUAAUUUAAUCCAUGUUUGUUGUUUUAUACCCUGGUGGUUUUACUUUUGUGUGUAAAAUAUUUAACAUUUGUUCUCCACCUAUUUUUAAGCGUUUUUUGAAAGGUUGUGAUAAUUAUAUGAACAAUGAUGCACAGAUAGAUCACUGUACACUUUUUUUGCACAUAUGCACUGUGAAAUAAUAUAUUUUGUUUA
Messenger RNA from Hydractinia symbiolongicarpus, 1712 nucleotides. Its product is annotated as tropomyosin-2-like. Gene Ontology annotation, cellular component: actin filament. NCBI's taxonomy places the organism in Eukaryota, Metazoa, Cnidaria, Hydrozoa, Anthoathecata, Hydractiniidae. The transcript has a single exon. The coding region runs from base 150 to 899 and encodes 249 amino acids. The record is from RefSeq and is a predicted model, not a curated record. Gene Ontology annotation, biological process: actin filament organization; muscle contraction. Gene Ontology annotation, molecular function: actin filament binding.